Pocillopora damicornis (cauliflower coral) is the source of this 1569-nucleotide messenger RNA. RefSeq lists its product as uncharacterized. The record is from RefSeq and is a predicted model, not a curated record. NCBI's taxonomy places the organism in Eukaryota, Metazoa, Cnidaria, Anthozoa, Scleractinia, Pocilloporidae. Gene Ontology annotation, biological process: establishment of mitotic spindle orientation. Gene Ontology annotation, cellular component: cell cortex. Gene Ontology annotation, molecular function: G-protein alpha-subunit binding; GDP-dissociation inhibitor activity.
GGAGAGGGAGGAAGUUAUGGCAAUCUCGGCAACGCUUAUCAAGGUCUACGAAAGUUCAAAACAGCUAUCGAUUGCUAUCAACGUGAUUUAGAAAUUGCUAAAGAAGUGGGAGACAAGGCCGGAGAGGGAAUAAGUUAUGGCAAUCUCGGCAUUGCUUAUUGCACUCUAAGACAAUUCAAAACAGCAAUCGAGUUCCAUCAACGUCAUCUAGAAAUUGCUAAAGAAGUGGGAGACAAGGCCGAAGAGGGACGAAGUUAUUGCCUUCUCGGCGGGAUUCAUCUCCGUCAAAGAGAGUCGAAAACGGCAAUUGAGUGUUAUCAACGUCACCUAGAAAUAUCCAAAGAAGUGGGAGAUAAGACUGGAGAGGCGUGCUCACUCUGUUCCCUUGGAGUCAGUUUUGAGUACCAAGGAGAUCUCAUGAGAGCCUUUGACUAUUAUUACUCUAGUGUAGAAUUGUAUGAUGAUAUCAGGGCCAGUCUUCAACUCAACGAUCAGUGGAAGAUUUGUUAUCGUAAUCAGCACAAAGCAGCAUACAAAGGUUUGUGGCGUAUAAAUCUCAGUCGAGGUCAAGUUGUGAAGGCUCUUCUUGCCAUAGAGAAGGGACGUGCUCAAGCUCUGAGAGAUCUCAUGGUCACAAAAUAUCAGCCUGGAGAUUCUUUAACGCCCAGCGCAUCCCGCAUUUCUCUGAGGUGGGUUCCAUUGAGCACAGUUUUCAUAGCCAUUAAUGGACCAUGCGUUAACUUCUGGGUUUGCCUCAGUGAAAAUAAUAUCCAGAUGAGGCAAGUACACGUCAACAAUUAUAAGUUUGAGAAUGAAUUGGAAGUUUUCAUCCAGCACCUGAACAAAACUGCUCUUAAGGAAAUCGGUGCAAAACGUACUAUUACAAUCGAAAAUCCUCCGCUUGACUCGCUGACAGAAGAGGAGGUGGCCAAUGAUGUGAUCCGAGUUAAUGUGAGGCACUCCCAGUCAAGUGCCUUAAAGAAACUGCAUGACAUCAUCGUUACUCCUAUUGCUGACCUGAUCGAGGGCAACGACGAGAUCACAUUCGUUCCUGAGGGGCCAUUUAGCCUUGUACCUUUUGCAGCGUUGCGGGACUCCAACUCAUCAUAUCUAAGUGAUUCUUUCAGAAUUCGUGUGCUUCCCUCUCUGACGACCUUGCAACUAAUUCAUGAUUCUCCAGCUGACUUUCACGUGAAGACUGGUGCAUUGCUUGUCGGCGACCCAUGUUUCAAACAUAUCAUCUAUGAGGGAGGACUUUUGGUGCAACUUCCGGGAGCAAGGAAAGAAGUGGAGAUGAUCGGACGUAUCUUCAAUGUUUCCCCUCUCACUGGAGAAAUGGCAACAAAAGUUGAAGUGUUAAAACGAAUAUCAUCAGUGGCGUUAGUUCAUAUAGCAGCGCACGGUAAAAUGGAAACUGGAGAAGUUAUCCUGGCACCAAACACCACAAGAGAUAACCCUCAGCCGCAAGAGAGAGACUAUCUACUGACCAUGAAAGAUGUCAUACAAGCUGAGUUGCGGGCACGUCUGGUUGUACUUAGCUGCUGUCACACUGCUCGUGGGGAGGUCAUG